Porites evermanni is the source of this 2137-nucleotide messenger RNA. The record is from the annotation of a GenBank genome assembly. Lineage: Eukaryota; Metazoa; Cnidaria; Anthozoa; Scleractinia; Poritidae.
GAUGGAACUCCAGUUGCACAUGCUAGCCAGCUGCCGAGGGAUGUGGAUGUUUAUGUUUCUUGUGGAGAGCCUUUCCGUGAUCCUUAUGCUACCAUACGAGGUAAUAAUAAUUAUUUUAUUAGUAAAAUUCAAGUAAAUACAGGUGAUGUCAUUUAGUCAUCUGCUUGAGUGUAGUCUUGUAUGGGACUGUAGGGGACCUUUACAUUAUGUAGACUGGACUUUUAAUACAAGAUUAAGUGCAAUUAAAAAGUGAUGUUUUCAAACUAAUGUCAUGUGCCCCAGAUAUAAUUAUGUACACUUUUUAUCUCUUACAGUGUACAUCUUUCAAUAUUCUGGUUAGCAAUAGCACAGAGUGACAAAAUUAUUUUGGGGACAUACAUGUUUGGUAACUACUAGUACAUCAACAUGUACAGGUAGUUCAAAAUUCUAAAGUUGUACUCAUACUUGAUAUUAUACUCAUAGUCAAAUCUUAAGGUUUCUAUUGGUAACAAAGUAAAAUUGGUUUAAAAUCAACCAAGUUGAUAAUUAAAAGCAAAUUGACCCCUCAGAGAGAGAGCCCUUCAUCAGGGAGGAUUCAACUGUAGUAUCAAAGUCUUUAAUUGACAACAUGUUUGAAAGUCAUCAUAAAUAGUUUGCUUUGUCUUAACAAGACUGACAUUGUUGACCUCCUGUGAUCAAUAGUGCAUACAAUGUACUCUCAUUGGUGUUCUUUUGUGGUCUUUCUAAAUGGUCUUUAAUUGUUAUGGUCUUUUACCCUGGUUGUUUAAGUAUUAAGCCUUGAAGUGUUGCACACACCUCUGAAGUCCAUUUGAUACAUGAAGUUAGGCAUCCAGUGUGUCUCCAAUAAUCUCAGAGCGCUUGAUUAUCAGAGGAUAGAGAAUUGAUCCAGUUUGUUGUUUAUAACAGACAGAGAAGAACUGAGAAGAUCAGCUUCAUGGACGUUAAGUGGCAUUGUUCUCCCUGAGGAUCGAUCCAGAGGUCGCACAAAGCCAUCUUUGUCCAAGAGGAUGAAGUCAUUAGUUGAAAGUCAGAAGAGAAGAAUUCUUGUGUUUAGAAAUGGUGAAAGUUCUGAGGGAGUGGAGAUUGUAGCUGGGAGAUUUGAUGAGGUAUAGAUCAGCUGUUUAACCCAUUCGCCCCUGAAUCAGUUGUUGUGACGUCAUUGCUUUUAGCUCAGUCAAGGACAACUUUGGCAUCUAGUUUGAUCGGGAGAAAGAGCCAGGUCUUUGUUAAACUUAAAAAUUUAUUAUGUUGGGAAUUUUCAAGUUGAGGGAUGUUUUACCAAAAAUGUGUACAUCCAAUGCAUUGUAAGUGAAUAAUGCAUUUACCCUUGAAGCUAACCCCUCACAGCUACUUGUACAUGUAUGUGAAGGUGUAUAGCACAAAAGGUUUCUGUAGAAUAUUAUUUGAAGAAGAGGAUUAACAAGAUGUUUCUUAGAUCAUCUUAUGGCCUGUACAUGAUAACUUAUACCAACUGAGUUUUAACAUAUAAAAUAUAAAUGUGAUGAAUAGAAAUAAUAAUAAUAAUAUUACAAUUAUUAUUAUAAUCUCUGUAGUUCUUGGAUGACUGCACGAAGAAGUUAAACCUAGAGUCAGGAGCCAGGCUUUUGUUUGACUGUCAGGGAAAGGAAAUCAAGAGCUUCUCUGAUGGUUAGCUGACGUUUUUUUAAUGCUUUGUAUAAAGUUGAACAGUAAUAAACCCACUUACCUUUAUAUGAUAAUUUUAAUAAAUUCUGUGCAGGGCAGACAAACAAAACCAAAAAUAAAAACAAAACGAAAGUUGAAUUCUCCCAUUUUAUUUUUCCCUGGCUACAGUCUAUACAUUUCUUUGGGUACAUGGUUUUUCAUGGUGUAUGAUUUAGUUAGAAGAUGAACUGACUGGCCCUUGCCCCCGGGCAAGUGAACAAGAAAAGUUUCUUGCCAGUGGUAAAAUCUUGUUUUGCCAUACAGUAACAAUAUUUUUGAAUGCAGUUCUGAUCAGUUACCAUUCUCUUUUACAGUUCCUGUACUGGACAGAAUUCUUCAGCCAUCAACUAGUGUUAUUCUAGGCCCUGUGUGGGUGACAAGAGGUGCAGAGCGCUUCAGUCCUAAAGGAGCAUAUCACUUUAUUUCCACACUUCUGUUUAGCACCAAAGAUAGA